Messenger RNA from Drosophila kikkawai, 3086 nucleotides. It is a transcript of the gene Cyp6a21, whose product is annotated as Cytochrome P450 6a21. The record is from RefSeq and is a predicted model, not a curated record. Gene Ontology annotation, molecular function: oxidoreductase activity, acting on paired donors, with incorporation or reduction of molecular oxygen; monooxygenase activity; heme binding. NCBI's taxonomy places the organism in Eukaryota, Metazoa, Arthropoda, Insecta, Diptera, Drosophilidae.
UGCCGAUCCAAUAGUUCCCAGACAGCAUCAGAGGCAGCAUGGAGCUGACAUACGUUCUCUUCCAAGUGGCGGUGGCCCUGCUGGCCAUCGUUACCUACUACCUCCACAAGAACCUUACAUAUUUCAAACGCCGUGGGAUUCCUUUCGAUACUCCGCAUCCUAUCCGCGGAAAUAUGGCUGCGUUUGCCAAAACCAAGAAUAUCCACGAAAUCCUUAGGGAUCACUACAAUAAAUAUCGUGAGAGUAAGGCCCCCUUUGUGGGGUUCUACCUCUUCCAAAAGCCCGCGGCAUUCAUCAUGGACCUGGACCUGGCCAAGCACAUACUCAUCAAGGACUUCUCUAACUUCUCCGACAAGGGAAUAUUUUACAACGAGAAGGACGACCCCAUAUCAGCGCAUCUCUUCAACCUAGACGGUCCCCAGUGGCGUUUGCUUCGCAAUAAACUAUCCUCGACCUUCACAUCCGGCAAAAUGAAGUUCAUGUUUCCCACCGUUGUGUCCGUUGCCAACGAGUUCAUCACGGUGAUUCACGAGAAGGUGAACCAAAACGCUGUCGUGGACAUUCGCGAUCUGGUGGCCAGGUUCACGGUGGAUGUAAUCGGUACCUGUGCCUUCGGAAUUCAGUGCAACAGUCUGCGGGACGAGAAGGCGGAGUUUCUGGACUUUGGAAAGCGAGCUUUGGUGGAGAAACGACAUGGAACCCUGAUUUUGGGCUUCAUGCGAAGCUUUCCCAAUUUGGCCAGGCGAAUGGGCCUCGUGCGCACGGCCCCGCACAUCCAGGAAUUCUACAAGCGGAUUGUUUCCGAAACUGUGGCGGUUAGGGAAAAGGAGAAGAUCAGAAGGAAUGACUUCAUGGACAUGUUGAUCGACAUGAAAAACCAAAAGGAAAUGACUCUGGAGAAUGGCGAAGUGGUCAAGGGACUGACAAUGGAUGAGAUUUUGGCCCAAGCCUUUGUGUUCUUUAUUGCUGGCUUUGAGACAUCUUCCUCUACCAUGGGAUAUGCUCUGUACGAAUUAGCGAAGAAUCCUCAUAUCCAGGACAAGGCCAGGGCUGAAAUAGAGGAAGUUAUGGAGCAGCACGAUCAGGAGUUUACCUACGAGUUCACCAAGGAUCUGAAGUACCUCAAUCAGGUUAUCAAUGAAACUCUUCGCCAUUAUACCAUUGUCCCUCACCUGGACCGCAAGGCCAGCAAGAGCUUCGUGGUUCCUGGCCAUCCUAAUUUCGUCAUUGAGGCCGGCCAAUCGGUGAUCGUUCCCUCAUCUGCCAUUCACCACGAUCCCAGCAUCUAUCCGGAUCCCUAUGAGUUCCGCCCCGAGCGUUUUUCUCCUGAGGAAUCCGCCAAUCGUCCUUCGGUUGCUUGGCUGCCCUUUGGCGAUGGUCCUCGGAAUUGCAUUGGGCUGAGAUUUGGACAGAUGCAGGCUCGCAUAGGACUGGCUCUGCUGAUCAAGAACUUCAGGUUCUCUACUUGCUCCAAGACGCCGAAUCCUCUGGUCUACGAUCCCAAGUCAUUUGUGCUCAGCAUUAAGGGAGGCCUGUACCUGAAGCUAGAGGCCAUUAACUUCAUGGCCGUUGGUAGUAUUUUAUUGACCGCUUUGCUGGCGCUGGUUGGCUACCUGCUGGUGAAAUGGCGAAAUACCAUGAGAUACUGGCAGGAUCGGGGCAUUCCCUGCGAGGAGCCCCACCUCCUAAUGGGUUCCAUGAGCGGAGUGCGCACUAAGAAAUUGUUUGGUGAGAUCUGGAUGGAUUACUACCAGAAAUUCCGAGGAACUGGCCCCUUCGCCGGCUUCUAUUGGUUCCGGCGACCGGCUGUCUUCGUCCUGGACACCUCCCUGGCCAAGACCAUUCUGAUCAAGGAGUUCAACAAGUUCACGGACCGCGGCUUCUUUCACAACGAAGAGGACGAUCCGCUGUCGGGUCAACUGUUCCUGCUGGAUGGCCAUAAGUGGCGCUCCAUGAGGAACAAGUUGUCAUCCACGUUUACAUCCGGCAAAAUGAAGUACAUGUUCCCCACGGUAGUAAAGGAAUUCACUGACGUCUUUGGCCAAAUGGUGGACAAGGCUCCCCCAGCCAUAGAGGUGCGCGAGCUCUUGGCCAGGUUCACCACGGACGUGAUCGGAACCUGUGCCUUUGGCAUCGAGUGCAGCAGCCUCAAGGAUCCCGAGGCUGAGUUCCGUGUUAUGGGCAAAAGAUCCUUGACCGAGCAGCGCUUGGGAACCCUCGGUAUUAUGUUCGUCAAUAGCUUCCCCAACCUGGCACGUCGCCUGCACAUGAAAAUGACGGCGGAGCCUAUCGAGAAGUUCUUCAUGCGCAUCGUCAGGGAAACGGUGAGCUUCAGGGAGCAGAACAACAUCCGCCGCAACGAUUUCAUGGAUCAGUUGAUCGAUUUGAAAAACAAACCCCUAAUUACCUCCGAAAAGGGAGAGAAUGUUAAUUUGACGAUCGAGCAGAUUGCCGCUCAGGCGUUUGUGUUCUUCUCCGCCGGCUUUGAGACCUCGUCGACCACAAUGGGCUUUGCCCUGUACGAGUUGGCCCAGAAUCAGGAGAUACAGAGCCGAGUGAGGGAGGAGGUCCUUAGGGUAAGUGAAAAAUAUGGCGGCGAGUUGUCCUAUGAAAGCGUCAAGGAGCUGGUCUACGUCGAUCAAGUGAUAUCUGAAACCCUUCGCCUUUAUACCGUGCUUCCUGUCCUUAAUCGCGAGUGUCUUGAGGACUUUGUGGUUCCCGAUAAUCCCAAGUAUGUGAUCAAGAAGGGCAUGCCCAUUCUCAUUCCCGCUGGAGCCAUGCAUCGUGACGAGCGUCUGUACCCCAAUCCAAACACCUUCAAUCCGGACAACUUUUCGCCGGAACGCGUCAAAGAGCGGGAUUCUAUCGAGUGGCUGCCGUUUGGCGAUGGUCCUCGCAACUGCAUUGGCAUGCGCUUUGGCCAAAUGCAGACUCGCAUUGGUUUGGCUCUCCUGAUGAAGGACUUCAAGUUCUCCGUCUGCGAGAAGACCACCAUUCCCAUGAAGUACCACAAGGAGAUGUUCCUCGUAGCCAGCGAGUCUGGAAUCUACCUCAAAGCGGAACGUGUGUGAGCUUAGUCAUUGAUU